Molecule: messenger RNA, 1504 nt
Organism: Megalops cyprinoides (Indo-Pacific tarpon)
Lineage: Eukaryota; Metazoa; Chordata; Actinopteri; Elopiformes; Megalopidae
Product: tripartite motif-containing protein 35-like
Exons: 6
Coding region: 1-1425 (474 amino acids)
Molecular function (GO): zinc ion binding; protein binding
Source: RefSeq, a predicted model, not a curated record
AUGGCGGCUAAUGCCUCAUUUCUGGAAGAUGACCUUUGUUGUUGCGUGUGCUUUGACAUCUUCAAGGAUCCUGUUGUCCUGGAGUGUAGCCACAACUUCUGUGGAGCCUGUCUGGAGAAGUUCUGGGAAGAGAAGAGCUCUCGGGAGUGUCCAGUCUGCAGGAAGGAAUCCUCUAUCAAUCCUCUGCCUAACUUGGCUCUGAAAAACAUAGUGGAGUCCUACUUAAAGAGGGCUAAUUGCGAAAGUCCACGGAGAAAUGAAGCUUGUUGUCGUCUUCAUGGAGAGAAACUUAAGCUCUUCUGUGAAGACGAUGAGGAGCUUCUGUGUGUCGUGUGUCAAACUUCAAAAAAGCACGAAAACCACAAGCUCUGUCCAGCGGAAGAGGCUGCACCGGAUCUGAAGAGGGAGCUGAAGAGUGCAAAGAAUUUUGUUACAGAAAAACUUGGAAGGUUCAAAGAAUUUAAACGUGCAUGUGAGGAAACAGCAGAACAUAUCUGGAGUCAGGUCCAGCACACAGAGAGGCAGGUUAAGGCAGAGUUUGAGAAGCUCCACCAGUUCCUGAGAGAUGAAGAGGAGGCCAGACUAGCUGCACUGAGGGAGGAAGAGGAGCUUAAGAGUCUAAUGAUGAAGGAGAAGAUGGAACACAUCACAAGCCAUAUCCGCACCCUUUCAGACAAAAUCACAGCCAUAGAAAAUGCCAUGGACUCUGAAGACAUCUCUUUCUUAAAGACCUACAAAAAUAACAAGAGAAGAGCCCAGUGCGCACUGCAGGAUCCAGACAUGAUUUCAGGGGCGCUGAUAGAUGUGGCCAAACACCUGGGCAAUCUGAAGUUCAGAGUCUGGGAGAAGAUGCUGGGGAUGGUGCAGUACACUCCUGUGACUCUGGACCCCAACACCGCAGCCCCCUGGCUCUGUCUGUCUGAUGAUCUGACCAGUGUGACAGGCACUGGAGAUAAACAGGAUCUUCCUGACAACCCAGAGAGGUUUGACUCCUGUGUGAGCGUGCUGGGCUCUGAGGGGUUUACCUCAGGAAAACACAGGUGGGAGGUGGAGGUAGGGGACAAACCUGCGUGGACUAUAGGAGUGGUGAAAAAGUCCAUCCACAGGAAGGGACAAAUUAAAUGUGACCCGGUGAGGGGAUUCUGGGUAAUAACUCUGAGGAAUGGUGAGUAUAAAGUGGCAGGGGUUAAACGCCUUUCACUGAAGAAGAAACCCCAGAGGAUCAGAGUGCAGCUGGACUAUGACAGAGGGAAGGUGUUCUUCAUUGACACCACUAACAUGUCUCACGUCUACACCUUUAAUGACACAUUUACUGAGAGACUCUUCCCAUAUUUCUCUCCGUCUAUAAACAUUGAUGGUAACAACGCUGGAGCCCUGUGCAUCUGCCCUGUGAAGCCCUCUGUGACAGUGAUUCCAUCUCUGUGAAUGACUCUGUAACAGUGAUGUCAUCCUAGGGAAGGUAGCUGUAACAGUGAAGUAAUCUCUGUGAAUGACUUUAACAAUG